Molecule: messenger RNA, 2310 nt
Organism: Penicillium waksmanii
Lineage: Eukaryota; Fungi; Ascomycota; Eurotiomycetes; Eurotiales; Aspergillaceae
Product: putative mucin family signaling protein Msb2
Exons: 1
Coding region: 1-2310 (769 amino acids)
Biological process (GO): establishment of cell polarity; osmosensory signaling pathway via Sho1 osmosensor; signal transduction involved in filamentous growth
Cellular component (GO): plasma membrane; cell surface; extracellular region
Molecular function (GO): osmosensor activity
Source: RefSeq, a predicted model, not a curated record
AUGCGCCCCGGAACUCUUUCUCUCCUCGCGGCCUGCGCCCUUGGAGUGGUCGCUUCACAGGAAUCCGACAACAGUGCUGUGGAACAACCAGAAGUCACCAAUGUCGAACGCCCGCGCUUCUACUUCCCUCGCGAGGUGAAGCGUAACAUCAAGAAUGGCACCCACAAGGCCGCCGAGACCCAGGACUCGAACGAUGGAGGAAUCUUGGCCGGUGUCGACCAGCUCAUCUCCAAGGUGGCUAAUGGUGGCUCCGACACCACCACUGCCGAGACUGCGACCCCCACCCAGUCUGGCAAGGAGAUCGUUGUCGUGAUCACUGAGAACCCCGAUGGAACCCGUGUCACCAGCACCAUCACCCGUGAUGUUGCCGCUCCGACAACCACCACUUCGUCCACCGUGACCACCAAGAGCGAGACUCCUGUUGCUAACACCAAUAACAGCAACAAGGCUUCCGAUACCAACACAGACUCCACCGCUAGCAAAGAUUCGGCCACAGCCGCCAGCGCCAACACCGACUCUGCCACUGCUGCCAAGUCCGCCUCGGCGAGUGCUACCACUUCCAGCUCCGGCGGCCUUGGAGAUAUCGUUUCUGGCGCCCUUGGCGGUGUUAACUCUGUUGUUAGCGGGGUCGGCUCUGGAGUGAACUCUGUUGUUAGCGGAGUUGACUCCGUUGUUGAUGGUGCUACUGGUUCCACCAAGACCUCUUCUUCCGCAGCUGCUGGUACUGGUGCUGCUACUAAUGGCACUGCUUCAUCCCUCAAGAGUGCCGAUGGAAAAUCGACCGGUACGAAGGGCACCGACUCUGCUACCACCACCACUGGCUCCGAGAACUGGAUUCAGAGCUGGAUUGAUGGCCUUGGCGGUACUACUUCCUCCCCCACCACUCUCCCCGCCAGCGUCCCUGCCUCCGCCACUGCCUCCCCAAGUGCUUCCCCUACGGACUCUGCCACUUCCGGUGGUGAUUUCCUCGGGUCCAUUGUGAGCCCUGUCGCCUCUGGCAUCACCGGCCUCCUCAAUGGUGGUGGCAAUGGAACCAAUUCUACCGACAGCCUUACCAGUGGCCUUCCCGCCAUUCCCACCCCCUCCGGUGGUCUCAUCCCUCACCCUCCCUCUGCUGUUCCCAGCGGUAGUGUGAUUCCCACUGGCACUGGUGGCACCGGCACCGGCAUCAACACUCCUGGUGUGUCCAACUCGAUGGGCCCUGUUCCCACUCCUCACCAGCCUGCCACCGGCACUGGCUCCGAAUCCGGAAAGGCUACUGGCUCCGUUUCAGGUGUUCCUACUCCCACUGGCGGCGCCCAGGAGACCAGCUCUGUCGUGCCUACUUCCACCGCCACUCCCACGCCUGUCACUGAGACCACCCCUACCGAGACUGUUCAGCCCAAGCCCAAGCCCACCGAGACACCAACUGAGUCUGAGACAAGCAACUGGAUGCCGUCGACCAUUCUUGUUCAGCCUACCGUUGUUCCCUCUGAGACCAACACCCACACCGGUACCAACACUCAGCAGACCAGCGGCCCGACUUCGCUCCCUGGCUCAAUCACUCCGUCCAAUGCUGGCUCUGAGGCUCCUGCCGAUGGAAUUCUGCUCCAGCUUGGAUUCGACAGCCACCUGCCCUGGUCUUUCGUUGCCACCACCCCGCUCUCUUCGUCUCAGAUCUUCGAGUACAUUCCCCAGGCUGUGAAGGGCGCUCUUUCCGGUGCCGAUGACAUGUCCAUGUUCGCCCUGGAGCCUUACUACUCCUGGAAGACCACUGGCUACAACGCCACCCUCGCCAUCUUUUACUUCCCCCGCGACAAGAUUGAUGCCCUGAAGAGCCUGAAGCUCAACCCCAACUCUGCUCUGUACCAACAGCAGAACGAGGCCGCCAAGACAAUCAUGAGCAUGAUUGACCCGUCCAUCCCCAUCGAGUUCAACGGUAACUUCCCCACUGGCGAUUCGGAUUCGACUUCCGACUUCAACGGCAGCGACAACAACAACGGCAACAACAAUGGCGACAACGGCGACAACAACGGUGAUGCUGGCUCCUCCGGCAGCUCUAAGGCCAAGGCCAGCUCCGUCGGCAUUGGUGUCGGUGUCUGCGCUGGUGCCGCCGCCUACGGUGCCGGUAUGUUCUGGGUUGCCCGUCGUUACCGCAAGAGAAAGCAGCUGCACCAGCGUUCCAGCUCCACUGCCGAGCAGAUGAGCCAGGGCUCCGGCGCUGGCUCUCUGUUUGCUGCUGGUGCCCGUAUGUCUGGUAGCCAGCGCACCGGCCGCUCCCAGAUGAUCAGUGCUCCCGUCAUGGCCGAGAACUCGCUGGGCUGGAACUAG